This is a messenger RNA of Girardinichthys multiradiatus, 979 nucleotides long. RefSeq lists its product as uncharacterized. The coding region runs from base 96 to 764 and encodes 222 amino acids. The transcript has 6 exons. Lineage: Eukaryota; Metazoa; Chordata; Actinopteri; Cyprinodontiformes; Goodeidae. The record is from RefSeq and is a predicted model, not a curated record. Gene Ontology annotation, molecular function: zinc ion binding.
GUUCUGUAGAGUUUUGCAAAAUGGGAGUCAUAAACACCGCCCGAAAGAUUUGAAUAUUUCCUGAAAGAUGGGAACAAUAUUCUCUUGUUCAGUUUAUGUGUGUUUUACCUUUGAAGGACAGAGCACAAGCAUCUAAGCUUGCUGCCAUGACUUCUUCGCAUGAUGAGGUGGAAAAAAUAUUUGCAGACCUGAAGGACAUUUCACUGAAGAUACAACAGCUUGAAGACAAAAAGAAAAUCUUGUGUGUUUUCCAGGAGCUGAGGAAUCGUGCUGAAUUUGGAGAAACAGAGGAAGCAGCUGCUACCCAACAAGAGAUAAAUGACAUUGACAACAACCUGAAUAAACUCAUGCUAAAGAAGGCUGAACUACAAAAGAAAUGUGACAAUAUCUUAAAUGUAAAAGACAAGAAAAGCAAGAACGAUAUUAAGGACAGCUCCAACCAGGAUCUUUAUGUUCAUGUUUCUGACGAUAAAAUUUUCUUUGUUGAACCUCCUCCUGCUUACCCCGCCCCCAAUGUGAUUCUGGAUGUUGAAAAUCUUCCUACAUGUCCAACCAGGACACAGUGCCCUGAGUGCGGUCAGUUUGUCACAACGGAGACUUUCUCUUCAGUUAGUAGUGUGACCUGGCUUGUUUGUUUCAUGACAGCUUUGAUAGGCUGUGUGGCCGGUUGCUGCCUCCUUCCUUUCUGCAUAGAUAGCUGCAAGUCCGUCACACACCAAUGUCCAAAGUGUCGGACAAAAAUCACAACCAUCAAAAAGCUCUGAGAGGAGCAGCAGUUUGUGAGCGAUUGCUGCUAAGAAAACACUGGACCAGCAGUUACUGGUGUUUUAGUAAUUGUUAAAGGGUUUGCAACAUCAUCCUCUAUUAUGCAGGGUACGCUGAAAAUCCGUGUCUAGGGAUUUAUUUUUGUGAAUUCAAAAUUAAAUUCUUGGCAGAAUGGAUGUAAUGAAGCAUGUUUGUAAAUGUGCACAAUAGUAAA